AUGGCAUGUCAUAACGUACCAGCAUCGUCCGCAGAAUGUGCACCCACGCUACAAGUUCUUAAACCAGCGCCAGAUUUCUCUGCAACUGCUCUUAUUGAUGGAAAAUUUGCUCCUGUAAAACUGAGUGAUUUCAAAGGAAAAUACCUUGUGCUCGUUUUCUACCCACUUAAUUUUACAUUCGUUUGCCCCACAGAAAUUAUUGCAUUUAAUGAGAGGAUUAAAGAGUUUUCUGCUCUUGGCGCCCAAGUAGCCGUUGUCUCGGUUGACAGCAUUUACUCUCACCUUUCCUGGGUCAAUAUGCCAAGAUCUCAGGGUGGAUUGGGAACCAUAGAUAUUCCAAUGAUCUCAGACCUUAAAAAGUGCAUCUCCCGUAAAUACGGAGUUUUACUAGAGGAAGAAGGCCACUCUACGCGUGGUACGUUUAUCAUCGAUCCCACUGGAAUUCUUCGCCAUUAUUCUGUUAAUGAGCCAGCUGUUGGACGUUCAGUUGAUGAGACUCUUCGUUUGCUAAAGGCCAUACAGUUUACAGCAAAGCAUGGAGAGGUGUGCCCUGUCGAUUGGAAAGAAGGUGAAAAGACUAUCAAAGCUGAUCCCAAAAAGUGCAAGGAAUACUUUGCCGAUAAAUACUAG
Messenger RNA from Mitosporidium daphniae, 630 nucleotides. RefSeq names its product peroxiredoxin-2. The transcript has 2 exons. NCBI's taxonomy places the organism in Eukaryota, Fungi, Microsporidia. Gene Ontology annotation, molecular function: thioredoxin peroxidase activity. Gene Ontology annotation, biological process: response to oxidative stress; hydrogen peroxide catabolic process; cellular response to stress. The coding region runs from base 1 to 630 and encodes 209 amino acids. The record is from RefSeq and is a predicted model, not a curated record. Gene Ontology annotation, cellular component: cytosol.